GCACUCGGCGUUGCUUAGCUGGCACUGUCGGCUUCACUUCACCUCGCUCUGACUUAGUACUCGUUUAACUAGCCGGUCGUGCCGCGCACCUGUCGGACAAAGAUCACCAAACCAAGUUCGAUUGCGACGAAGAACUCGUCGCACGGCGAUUCGGGAAUCGCUAUUGUGCUGUCCUAUAGUUCUAUCCCUCGCCAUCUCAUUUCUCUUCUUUUUCAUUUUUGUUUAGAACCCGAAUAGCAAUUUUCUUGAUUGUCACUAUUUAUUAUUGGAUCGACAAUCGCUGUAGCGUUAGGUCCUCUCGUGCGAUUUCCUCCGAAUGAAACCCUCUUCGCAAUUGAGAACUGCGAAUGCCCUGACUGGAAUCUACCAAUAUUUUGGAAAUCAUGUCAUCACGUUCUGAUAAGUACAUGCAGAUUACGAUAACACACUGAUACCGCCAGUGUCUUGAGCAAGCGUGAUAUCUUAUAUCGAUAACGCCGCUAUCAAGGCAUGACAAGACCGGUGUUCGUCGAUUCGGCUGGUUGAUUCGUACACAAGAUGGAAAUCGAUGAUUUGACGCUAUAUUUUUACAUUGCAUGCGGUAUCUUCGCCGGCGCGCUUAUCUUACUUUUCGUUUUGGUGACCGUGCUAUUCGUGAAAGUAAAUCGAUUAGCCGAGGACGGGUCCAACCAACUAAACAGACAGACAAACAUGAUGGCGGACUUUUGUUACACCAACCCCACGAUCGUGCCUGGAGAACUGCUCUCUCGUCGUGGCUUUUCCAUGUACAGCGGAGCUGACAACUUCGACGAUGAUUUCGGCAAGAACAAGAAUGUUCAUUAUGGAACAUAUCAUGAGGCGCGAUCAAAAUUCUGAUUGAAAUUUGAAUCUGAAAUGAUCGAUCUCUCCAAUUAUUGGUGCAACUUAUCCGGGUUAAUGAACCUGCAAUUAUA
Messenger RNA from Cyphomyrmex costatus, 932 nucleotides. RefSeq names its product transmembrane protein C5orf28. The record is from RefSeq and is a predicted model, not a curated record. The transcript has 3 exons. Bases 538 to 855 code for a protein of 105 amino acids. NCBI's taxonomy places the organism in Eukaryota, Metazoa, Arthropoda, Insecta, Hymenoptera, Formicidae.